Molecule: messenger RNA, 1500 nt
Organism: Oryza sativa Japonica Group (Japanese rice)
Lineage: Eukaryota; Viridiplantae; Streptophyta; Magnoliopsida; Poales; Poaceae
Product: protein NEOXANTHIN-DEFICIENT 1-like
Source: RefSeq, a predicted model, not a curated record
CAUCAAACCAAAAAAAAAAAAAAAAAGAAGAAGAAUAAAAAAACUUGUUUAAACAACUCCUUACCUUUGCAAUCUUGCAUCCCAGCAUCAGGCAGUGCAUCAUCAUUCAUCACCUUCUCCUCCUUCCCGAUCCAUCCAUCUCCUUCCUUGCAUCUACUAUUUUAUUAUUGCAAUCCACUCCCCCACUGUGCCUUUCUUGGUGGUGGUAGUAGACUAGUAGUAGCAGUAGCUGCAUUCUUGCAGAGGCAGCCGAGGAAGUGUGUUGAGUCAGUGGCCAUCCAUGGCGGCUGGCAGUGGCAGAGAGGAGGCUGCUGCUGCUGCAGGGUACGGGCGCGGGCCGCCAUGGGUGUUCAGGGGCAGGGCAUUGUACCAGCUGCAUUUGGUGAAGGCGGCGACGGCGCGGGCGUUCGUGCCCAGGGAGCUCCGCCUCGUGGAGGCCUUCGGCUACACCCUCGGCGGCAUGUUCCUCGCCCGCUACGACGACAGCCCCGCCGGCAAGUUCGACGAGCUCGUGGUGAUCGCCGGCAUCGUGUGGAACCCGCCGACCUCCUGCGCGUGGGCUGCUAGAGUGCUGGUGAACAGUGCCGAAGCCUGCCGGCAUGGUCGCAAGGAAGUAGGUCUCCCAAGCCAUGUUGCUACAUUCUCACAGACUGAAGCUGAUGCGCUUAGAAACAAGCCAUUGGUUAAAUCAAACAGCUUCCUGAGCUUGCUUGGAAUGCGCUCAACUGUCUCCAACCAAGGGAAUGACCGUGAGAUCGAGAUCUCAGAGACCAAGGGCUCUUGUACAAGACAUUUGUGCAACAUUAGUGUACCGCUUACUGGGUCGCAUAAACACAAGUGGAUGGGUCCAGCAAUCAGAAUGUCUCUUCCAAGCUUCAGUGGACAGAUAGAGGACCAUCCUGAUCUUCUCAAGUACUCUUGCCAAGUGGAAUGCAGAGUGCGCCCGGUAAGGCCUGCUAAGAUUUGGAGACCAAGAAUUACUGAACCACAGGAGUGUCCUGAUGGCAAGAUCAGCAGCAAAGGCUCGGAAGUAUUAGCUGAACCGGAUGCGCAAAAACAUACCGUUAUGGUCUUGUUAUCUAAGCCUAUCUUGGCUCUGGAGUUCAACUCUCUGGAAAUGCACGUUGAUGCUCCGAAAAUCGUCAUCCCACACUCCAAGAAAAAGGAAGUCAGGUACUCUAGUACAUGAAUUUGAUGUGGGUUAUGUACCAAUGUACCAUGGCUCACAAACCAGGAGUUUUGACCACUUUUGACCUGGUUGUUUGAUGAGUUUUUACAAUUUCUAGUUGGGUUUUUACCAUCAUUUUUUUUCUCUCUUGCUAGUAAGGAAGGGAGAUGGAUGUGUAUCAUCUCUUGCUUAUGUUUUUCUUGGAGUGAAGGGUCUAAAGAAAUUGUGUUGAAUAUGCAAAGUACUUGCUGAGUUGAAAGUUUGGUAUAAUUUGAAAACAGAUAUACAGCUAUAUGUACAUAACAGUUGCAGUAAUGUUUCUUCAAUGAAAA